AUGUCAAACCUAAAAGAUAACAGAGAAUUUAAUUUUGCAACCCGAUUCGUCAAACUUGGGCAGUCACUGCCAUACAUCAUUGCGCCUGCCCUUUUUUUGUCAAUCCUAAUGCAAAAAUUCAUAAAUUUGGACAAAUUAGAUAAAGAUGCCUUAUUUUGGUCCCAAGUAUGCUUCAGCUCAAACCUCUGCUACUACGUCUAUAGACAACCAAAUACGCCACAACAUCGCCCGUCAGUAGAAGCGCAAGACGAGAAGACAAAUUGACGAGAUAUGAAGAAGUGGCCUUGUGCGAUAGGCUGAGAAGGCAUGUGAUUGUGGAGUGAUAUUGGAGAGGUAACUUCAAUUGUAGGUUUGGGAAGGAGUUACUAGUUGUUCUAUAAAACAUGUCCCCCUGUUACUCCCACUUGUAUCCACCUCAUGAGAGAAACGCAAAUAAAGCAUGAAAACUGUAGACUGUGCCACUUCAUUCAAUCGUGCUCUUAACGCCUGUAGCGGCAAGGAAAAAGUCUUGAACGGCUGUAGUAUAAUUCCGCAGGUAUAAUGACACUCGGUUCUAAGUUGAGGCACCCCAAUUUCGGACCAACCUUUUUUGGAUCAGCAUUAUACGCCAAAAAUGAUCUUCUUGACCUAUCAACAACUCUAUAAGUGUUGGGCCUUAUGGUAUGAGAUUUUCCAUUUAGAAUUCUUGUAAAUUCAAAAAGCGAAUAUGAAUGAUACCGGGCUGCUAGGGAAUGAGACCAUGGUGCGGCUAUCCGUUGAUUCAACCAUUGCGACCAACGAAAGCAUUCCUCAGCUCUCCGCUGAGUCAGAUCAUACUGAUAAGGUACCCGACUAUUGCCGUGAAGCUCGGGGGGCAUGAGGUUAACUUGUUGUGCUUUUAGAUACACGAUUGCGUAGCCUGAGGUCAGAUUUUUCAAACAUAGUGUAUGUGUUCAUUUUAAAAUCCAAAUAGAAAGAGAAGAUUUUGGGCAUGAAAACAAAUCUCUUUAGAAUUGAAGUCGUUCUUCAUAUCACCAAAAACUACAUUUGAUAUAUGUUUGUAAUAAGAAGUAAGGCUAUUGAAUAUAUAUCUGAUUUACCACAUAGGAAAAGUUAAGACAAUAGCCGAAAACAAAGCUAUCAUCCCCCUUUUCCUACUAGAUCAGAUUACAGAUCAACUAUUCAUUGAAUUGGCCUUGUAAUAACAAUUUGGCCGCUCUUAAUCUAUAGCUACCUAGGUAUAUAGCGAUAUGUUUGAAGGUAACUUUGUCAAAAUUGGAAAGCUUUUUGAUAAACUUAUUGUGUCUCCUUGUCCUCGUCCGCACUUUAUGCGAGUCGUCUUUCAUAUGGGCUGACUGAUAGUGUGCAAACUACUGCUGUUCAGCAUGUUAUUACAAGAGUUGAAUGAUGGAGCAUCAUCUUUUAAAGAUCCAUCUUCUUUCUCCCGAUAAAUGUACUGGAUUCGUUGAGAAAAAGCUGCGUCGAGAGAAUAUAUAGUUUGACAUUCAAAAAAGAGUCCGACUUCCGCUUAAAAAUAAAAAAAAUUAUUCAGUAGGCUCAGCACGGAUUUGUAUAGUCAAACUCGUCCUUAGCUCUUGGAAUGAUAUAGCGACUUCCAAUCGAUCACUUGAACAAAUAGGAUACAACAAUA
Messenger RNA from Botrytis byssoidea, 1630 nucleotides. RefSeq lists its product as uncharacterized. The coding region runs from base 1 to 264 and encodes 87 amino acids. The transcript has 2 exons. The record is from RefSeq and is a predicted model, not a curated record. Lineage: Eukaryota; Fungi; Ascomycota; Leotiomycetes; Helotiales; Sclerotiniaceae.